Molecule: messenger RNA, 1830 nt
Organism: Sapajus apella (tufted capuchin)
Lineage: Eukaryota; Metazoa; Chordata; Mammalia; Primates; Cebidae
Product: aldo-keto reductase family 1 member C4-like
Exons: 6
Coding region: 200-787 (195 amino acids)
Biological process (GO): doxorubicin metabolic process; daunorubicin metabolic process; prostaglandin metabolic process
Cellular component (GO): cytosol
Molecular function (GO): ketosteroid monooxygenase activity; bile acid binding; androsterone dehydrogenase [NAD(P)+] activity
Source: RefSeq, a predicted model, not a curated record
GAAAGCCUGUCUCCUUAAGACAUUCCUUAAAAUUCCAUAUGUGAAACAUUUUGCCCAUAUCAUUUUCUAGAACAUUGCAGCACCUAUCUCAUGGUGGAGUAUUAUCCUAAAAUGUACCUGGGAGCAUGCCUAUGGCUGGAGAAGUUAAAUUGUGACAUAAUUAAAAUGACUAUUUCUACUUCAGCCAGGUGAGGACCUAAUGCCAAAAGAUGAAAAUGGAAAAGUAAUAUUCGACACAGUGGAUCUCUGUGCCGCAUGGGAGGCCAUGGAGAAGUGUAAGGAGGCAGGAUUGGCCAAGUCCAUCGGGGUGUCCAACUUCAACCGCAGGCAGCUGGAGAUGAUCCUCAACAAGCCAGGGCUCAAGUACAAGCCCGUCUGCAACCAGGUGGAAUGUCAUCCCUAUCUCAACCAGAGCAAACUGCUGGAUUUCUGCAAGUCAAAAGACAUUGUUCUGGUUGCCUAUAGUGCUCUGGGAACCCAACGACUUGAACUAUGGAUGGACCUAAACUCCCCAGUUCUCUUGGAGGACCCAGUUCUUUGUGCCUUGGCAAAAAAGCACAAGCGAUCCCCAGCCCUGAUUGCCCUGCGCUACCAGCUGCAGCGUGGGGUGGUGGUCCUGGCCAAGAGCUACAAUGAGCAGCGGAUCAGAGAGAACGUGCAGGUUUUUGAAUUCCAGUUGACUUCAGAGGAUAUGAAAGUUCUAGAUGGCCUAAACAGAAAUUUUCGAUAUAUUGUCUUGGAUUUUUUUGCAGGCCACCCUGAUUAUCCAUUUUCAGAUGAAUAUUAACAUGGAAGGCAUUGCACCAUGUCUACAGAAGGCCCUGCCUGAGGAUGGUGAUGCAGAGGAUGUCUCUGUGCUGGUGACUAGAAACAUCACCUCUGGUUAAAUCCCUCCUGCUUGGCAACUAAACUUUAGUAGCCAGAUAUGUCCAUAGGCCAGAAAGCCAAGACAACCCAUUUGUAUCAUCUUAAAAUAAUGGAAUAUUUUUCCUUAAAGAUUCUUUUCCUAUUCCUUUCUCUGUUACUUGUGUGUUUCUUUUCCUUCUAGUUCAUUAGGGCCAAAAACUAUGAUUUGCCUGUAAGUUUGGGGCAGGGAGUGGAUGAUGAUAAUUAUUUAAAGACAUUUUUGAGGUGAGAGUGGGUAGAAUGUUCAGCCUCUAGAGGAGGAGCAAGUGACAGGUAUUCAUCAAUUAGUCUGUCUUCAGCUCUUUUAGAAAGAAGAAAGCACACAACAUAGAGCCUAAAAGGCGAGCCAUACUGACAGGAUGACCAACAAUCCAUGGCCUCCCUCUAGCAUCACAAGAAUUGGAGCUCCAGCAACCUGCAGAUGAAGCAUUCCUGUGGGGUUAGGUUAGGGAGGUGGAGGACACCGUCCAGGAGAAGUGAUUAGACGUCAGAUACGGGGAAGGCUAGGAGAAGGGAGUCUAGCACAUCUCUGCUUGGGAAAUACAGGCACAUGCUCUUUUGUCUAUUAUAUCUUGUGCAUAAAAGGAAACUUCCCACAUUAUUUUAAGGCUGAGAUCCAAGCCUUGACCUCUUAAGUGUGCCCAGUAUCAGCAGUGACCUUGCUGGGCUGUGGUGGAGGCAGGACAUCAAAGACAUCAUUGACUGGUCACAUUCUUCUGAUUAUCAGCUCCAUAUAGAGCAAAUACUAUGCGGUUCUAAAAAUAUACUAUUAAUUUGUUCUACUCAGUCUUUUGAAAUAUUUCAUACAUUUAAAAAGGCACACUUACUAAUAUAAAAUAUCCCAAAGCCAUAACAUGUCAUUGUCAAAUGAAUUUCAAAAUUGCAAAUAAUACAUCUAAUAAACUAUCAAAAAUUUCAAAACUC